UAAGUGCGUGCGUUCGGGCAGCGGCGGCGGGCGAGGAUGGGCACGAGAUAGAGGCAGAGCCACCGCCGUCCACGGCCCCGAGAGGGGCGACAGAACCUCGGGCACCGGUCUACGGCCCCCACCCCGGCGCUCCGGCCCCUGGGAGCCCUCGUCACCGCGUCCUGCGACCCCGGGCAGAUAUAGACACGUGUGACGAUCUACGCAGUAGGAUCCCCUUUUCCACCGGCUCCGGACUUCCUCCAUCACACAAUGCCGCCGCCUGCGGAUAUCGUGAAGGUGGCCAUACAAUGGCCUGGCGCCUUCCCUAAACUCAUGGAGAUUGACCAGAAAAAACCACUGUCUGCAAUAAUAAAGGAAGUCUGUGAUGGGUGGUCUCUUGCCAACCAUGAAUACUUUGCACUGCAGCAUGCUGAUAGCUCAAACUUCUACAUCACGGAAAAGAAUCGCAAUGAAAUAAAGAACGGAACUAUCCUUCUAUUAACCACAUCUCCGGCUCAAAAUGCCCAGCAGCUCCAUGAACGAAUACAGUCAUCAAGUAUGGAUGCCAAGCUGGAAGCCCUGAAGGAUUUGGCCAGCCUCUCCCGGGAUGUUACCUUCGCUCAGGAGUUCAUAAACCUGGAUGGCAUCUCACUCCUCACUCAGAUGGUGGAAAGUGGCACAGACCGAUACCAGAAGUUGCAGAAGAUUAUGAAGCCUUGCUUUGGAGACAUGUUGUCCUUCACUUUGACAGCCUUUGUGGAGCUAAUGGACCAUGGCAUCGUGUCAUGGGAUACAUUCUCAGUGGCAUUCAUAAAGAAGAUAGCAAGCUUUGUGAACAAGUCUGCCAUAGACAUCUCAAUCCUGCAGAGGUCCUUGGCCAUUUUGGAGUCCAUGGUUCUCAACAGCCAUGAUCUCUACCAAAAGGUAGCCCAGGAGAUCACCAUUGGCCAACUCAUUCCUCAUCUUCAGGGGACAGAUCAAGAAAUCCAGACUUACACUAUUGCUGUAAUCAACGCGCUUUUCCUGAAGGCCCCUGACGAGAGGAGGCAGGAGAUGGCUAAUAUCUUGGCUCAGAAGCAGCUGCGCUACAUCAUUUUAACACAUGUCAUCCGAGCCCAGCGGGCCAUCAACAACGAGAUGGCACACCAGUUGUAUGUGCUCCAAGUGCUCACCUUUAACCUUCUGGAAGACAGGAUGAUGACCAAGAUGGACCCCCAGGACCAGGCUCAAAGAGACAUCAUAUUUGAACUUCGAAGAAUUGCUUUUGAUGCCGAGUCGGAACCUAAUAACAGCAGUGGCAGCAUGGAGAAACGCAAGUCUAUGUACACGCGGGAUUAUAAAAAGCUUGGCUUCAUUAAUCAUGUCAAUCCUGCCAUGGACUUCACACAGACCCCUCCUGGCAUGCUGGCUCUGGACAACAUGCUGUAUUUCGCUAAGCACCAUCAGGAUGCAUACAUUCGGAUUGUGCUUGAGAACAGCAGCCGGGAGGAUAAGCACGAGUGUCCCUUCGGCCGCAGCAGUAUAGAACUGACCAAGAUGCUGUGCGAGAUCCUCAAAGUGGGCGAGCUGCCUAGCGAGACCUGCAAUGACUUCCACCCGAUGUUCUUCACCCACGACAGAGCCUUUGAGGAGUUCUUCUGCAUCUGUAUCCAGCUCCUGAACAAGACAUGGAAGGAAAUGAGGGCAACUUCUGAAGACUUCAACAAGGUAAUGCAGGUGGUGAAGGAGCAGGUUAUGAGAGCGCUGACAACCAAGCCUAGCUCCCUGGACCAGUUCAAGAGCAAACUGCAGAACCUGAGCUACACUGAGAUCCUGAAAAUCCGCCAGUCUGAGAGGAUGAACCAGGAAGAUUUCCAGUCUCGCCCAAUUUUGGAACUGAAGGAGAAGAUCCAGCCAGAAAUCUUAGAGCUGAUCAAACAGCAGCGCCUGAACCGCCUUGUGGAAGGAACCUGCUUUAGGAAACUCAACGCUCGUCGGAGACAAGACAAAUUUUGGUAUUGCCGGCUUUCACCAAAUCACAAGGUCUUACAUUAUGGUGACUUGGAAGAGAGCCCCCAAGGAGAAGUGCCCCAUGAUUCCCUGCAGGACAAAUUGCCGGUGGCAGAUAUCAAAGCAGUGGUGACGGGAAAGGACUGCCCUCACAUGAAAGAGAAAGGUGCCCUUAAACAAAACAAGGAGGUGCUUGAGCUCGCUUUCUCCAUAUUGUAUGACUCAAAUUGCCAGCUGAAUUUUAUUGCGCCUGACAAGCAUGAGUAUUGCAUCUGGACAGAUGGGCUGAACGCGCUGCUUGGGAAGGACAUGAUGAGUGACCUGACACGGAAUGACCUAGACACCCUGCUGAGCAUGGAGAUCAAGCUCCGCCUGUUGGACCUGGAAAACAUCCAGAUCCCGGAUGCUCCUCCGCCCAUCCCCAAGGAGCCCAGCAAUUAUGACUUCGUCUAUGACUGUAAUUGAAGUGGCUGGGCCUGGACACAUUCCUCCUAAACUGGAAGAUCUAGCUAUGAGCAGAGAGGAGCGCAAACACACCCACAUGUUGGGACCAUCCUUUGGUGGUGGGAAGCUGCGGGUCAACCCUUCCUUUGGCCGCCUUUAUA
Arvicola amphibius (Eurasian water vole) is the source of this 2573-nucleotide messenger RNA. RefSeq names its product engulfment and cell motility 1 (gene Elmo1). Gene Ontology annotation, biological process: cell motility; actin filament organization. The coding region runs from base 250 to 2433 and encodes 727 amino acids. The transcript is spliced from 22 exons. The record is from RefSeq and is a predicted model, not a curated record. Gene Ontology annotation, cellular component: guanyl-nucleotide exchange factor complex; plasma membrane. NCBI's taxonomy places the organism in Eukaryota, Metazoa, Chordata, Mammalia, Rodentia, Cricetidae.